This is a messenger RNA of Dunckerocampus dactyliophorus (ringed pipefish), 2617 nucleotides long. Its product is annotated as hematopoietic progenitor cell antigen CD34. Gene Ontology annotation, biological process: cell adhesion. Gene Ontology annotation, cellular component: membrane. The transcript is spliced from 8 exons. The record is from RefSeq and is a predicted model, not a curated record. Lineage: Eukaryota; Metazoa; Chordata; Actinopteri; Syngnathiformes; Syngnathidae. The coding region runs from base 127 to 1152 and encodes 341 amino acids.
AUAAAAGUGACAGAACACAAGUGGUGCUUUAUCCACUCUGAGCAAGAGGAAACCUUAAGCCACAGCUAAAGCAGCUUUACCUCCACUUUCCCUCCAUUUUGACCCAUACCCGGCAGACGCGUGCACAUGGCAGCAUCAGCCUCACAGCAAGCAGACCGACCCGCCAAAAUGCUGGCCUUGGCUUUACUCCUCACUGCCACAAUCAUGAAUGCAGGAGUCAGAGCCCAAGAUGAGAACAUCAUUACAGAUGCAAUGCCAACCAUGCAUGCAGAAGACUACAUACGAGGAGACAUGAUUCCGGUUGUGACUCCUUCUGACAGCGGCAAUGAAAAACUCACAGUUUUGUUUGACUUCAACAAGCCUGCUGAGCAAACUACACUUGCACCAACUACAGAACAGACAACUGACGAAGAGGAAACGACUGGGGCCGAAGGUGAAGCAGCUGAUGAGGGCCAGGUCACAGUGGACGUGUAUCCUGAUCAACCCAAAGUCGAGGAGCAACAGACCCCCGCACCUCUACCUGGGAGAGGAGACGGCCCGGCCAACAUUCCCGGGGGCGAUGUAGUGUGCGUUGGCAAAGAGGCGGUCCAUGAUAAAAAUGCAGUCAAUCUGAAACUCGCCCACUCUUCCAACUGUGAAAACACCAAAGUGAGGAUUCAGAGCGUCCUCGAGGAGUUGUGUGGUGAAGACUGCAAGCUAGAGCUCUACCAGGAAGACAACACAGACCAGAUCCUUGUAUCUGGACAGUAUGUUGAAGAUGAUAUUAAAGGCAUGGUCAACAAGUUUAACAACGACAACAUCAAAGAUAAGGCCGGUGUGAAGGAGGCAGUUCCUCACUGGAGGAAGAACUCUAAACUGGUGCUGGUUUCCCUGCUGCUGACUGGCUUGCUGCUGGCUGCUCUGCUGGUGGCUGGUUAUUACUUUAAGACCCACCACAAGAAUUCCAAAGGAGUCCGGCUGGCUGAGUCCUACCAGGUGGAUGAGGAGAACCAGGCCAACACCCUGGUGUCUGUUGCCCCCUUGCCCCAGGAGCCCCUUGACAAGGUCACCGCCAACGGAGAAUCUCCACCAGAAAAUGGAACCAACCCUUCCCCGACCACUAAUGGGCACUCUUCCGCCGCCCAGACCCCAGUGGCCGACACAGAGAUGUGAAUCUUGACACCCUCCCCCGACCUUAAACCAUCAACCACUGGUUAAUACUACCCACAGUCCCCAACUGCUGCCUUGAAAGGUUUCCACACUUUGGAGAGACAAACUGAGCAAAAUCAACUGACUUCCUUACCUGAUAUCACCCCCCACCUCCCCUAACUCUACCACCCAGGAUGAAUGUGUCAGUGAGGUUCAUAAUAACAAUAACAACAAUGCCUGUAAUGUGAAAAGUUUGGGUGGCUUUCCAAGAGGAGCCUGCGUACAAUGUAUUUGGGACUAAAACUGCUCAGCAAGGUGCUGACUGGGAUUUGUCAGCACUCCCUUCCUUUAGGCUUGAAGUAAUAGAAAUUGUCACUCAGUAAUGUGCUGUUGAUCCUUUAAAUGAUUUUUUUAUGUCACACCAAGGAAGGAGACCGGGUUUUAUAUUCUUGUAAAAACUCAUUGUUUGUUUUUGUGUAUUGUUGUGCUUUUGAAAUUUAUUUUUUUUCACCCCCCCAAUGUGUCCAAAAGCUCAUAAAAACUGUUAAACGUACAAUUGCCAGUGUAGCGGGGAAUUAAUGGGAUGCAAUGAUCUUUACCAACUGAAGCUUGAACAAAAUCUAGUCAAAUUUAACAGGGGUAUCAGCCCAAACAUUCAUUACAGAACCCAGAGCUCUGUUCCAAUGUUAUCAUCAUGAAGCAUUUGAGAUUUAAUCCAGAAAGUGUUAAGACUAAGAUAUUCUUUACAAAAGACUAUGUAUCACUUUGUGUUGCAAACUUCAGCCAAAUCUUAGUCAGAAAAAGUAUGUUUGACCUUUUUGUGUUUACAUGUUGACUUUUCAUAUGACAUGAGUGUACAGCUUUUUUUUUUUUUUUAAACAGACACUGAUUGCCUUUUUUUCCACUGACAUUGCAUCAACAUUUUUUUUAUUGGUAAUAAAGUACAAAAGCACAAAAAAAGAGGUCAGUGCUUCGCUUACCAGGCCUCACUCAUGUCAACCACCGGGUCUUACAGUCUGUCAAUCCCAGUACUUGCUGUAGCACUCUAAGAAAGAAGGGAAACACAAGAAAUCAAACCAUGUCAAAUGUGUACUGUUGUGUGGACGUCUUGUAAAAUAAGUGCAAUAUGUUAACCAUACAUAUGAAGUCUAAUAUGUCUACACUGUCUUCCUAUGCAGGCAUUAUUCCCAAGUACAUUUUAAUAUUCCAAAAACACCAAUGUCAAGUAAGGAAAUAACCUUUGGAGUAUCACUAAAUGUAAAUAUAGGAAAAGUACAAAAUUCUAUUCCAGUAAAUUCAUUGCACACGAGGACAGUUUACUAUGAUCGCAGAGCAUUUAAAACGUUUUACAUGCACACAACACAUUUAAAGCACUGCAGGACAUCUAAAAUGUCCACAAUCAAAUGACCUCUAAUAAUAAAAAUACGCAACAUACUCCGAAUUACGAAAACUUGAACGUUAAAGUUAAGUCGACAUCGUUCAAACAAAA